UCAAAAGGCAAAAAUGUCCAUUCAAUCCUCUCAAUAUCUUCACUCCCAAACAGCCCCUUAUUGCUUUCUAGCCUUUCUUUCAAUUCUCGAGAUUCGUGGAUUUUUCCCCUUCAUCUCCACCGUGCGUUCCAAGUCACAGCUACGCCUGAAUAGUGGCUGAGCGGAUAGCGCAGUUAAAAUUCGUAGACGUUGCUCGGUUGCUGCUUUGAAAUGAUAUUUUUUUUUAAUAAUAAUUGACUUUUAAUUCUGGGACCAAUCAAUAGAAAAUUGUUUGUUUUUUUUUUUUGAAUUUUUCUAAAAAGAUAUCUGCCACUUGUACCAUCCGCACCUACACCUUUUAAUAUAUCACACAUUUUUUUACGGGAGGGUUGUCGUUGUCUUUAAGAUAGCUUUGAUGUCCUCGUCCUCAGGUGAACUUUUCUCCUUGAUUCUCCACCAUCGAUGUUAAUAUAUAAAAUGUCAAUUCUUUUACGGAAAGUUGAUCUGACGGUGGAAUCAUGGGGGGUGGGGGCCAACAUGCUGUCUAAACGACAACGUUUUGCCCCUCCAACCUCUUUUUUCUUUAAGGAGGAAAAAAAUAAAAACUUUUGCGGUGAGACUUGGCAUCUUCUACCGAAACAUUAAAUUAAAUAUUCUCACUCAUUUUGACCGCAAUUGCCCUUUGCUCCUUCCUCUAUAUAACCCCUUCACAACCCCCUUCUCUCUCCUCAUCGCUUCUCUUCACUUUCUCUGCUCUCUCUCUCUCUCUCUCUCCAAAGUUUACGUUUCUCCUCGUCUUUCUCUAAUGGCGGAAACACCAUUGAAACGCCAAAGGGAAGAAACCCAUGUGGAAGAAGAAGAUUCCAAGCGUCACAAGUCGUAUAACCACAUACUCUCUAUUCUUGACGCAGAUGAAGAAGAACCCACCCAAGAUCUUUCCUCCCUCAUCACAACCCUCCAGCAGGAACUGUCUUCCGAUUCUAGCUUCGACCCAGUUCAGUGCCCAGCCUCGGAGGGUGACGCAGAAAAUUCCAUCACCGCUUCUGCUACCUUAGAGUGCACUUCUUCUUCGUCGUCCUCUUCUACGCUUGUACUUUUGAAGGAAGGCGAAGAGGAGGAUAAAGAGGGGUUCAUUAGACACCUGCUGGAAGCCUCGGACGACGAACUUGGGAUUCCAAACAGAGAAGUGAGAGUAGAUGAUGGAGAAUACGGUUUCCAUGAUGGAGAUUUGUUCUGUUUGGGUAAUGUGUUAUGGGAGCUCGAAGACGAGGCUGCCAACUUCUAUACGUUGUUGCAGUCGGAGCUUUUUAUGUAGGGGUUAAAAUGAAAAACUAGAAAACAUUAGGGGGGUUGAGAAAGGAAAAAGACAAGAGUGAGAGGGGGGAGGGAAAAGGGCAAAAUGGAGGCGUUUUUGGGUUUUCAUUUUGGACCCCUCUUCUUUUGUAAUAUAUCAAUCUUGUCCCCUUUUCUUUUUAGAAUAUUAAAAGAACAAAAUGUAGAAGAAAAAGGAUUCAUAUUCUCAUA
Molecule: messenger RNA, 1503 nt
Organism: Vitis vinifera (wine grape)
Lineage: Eukaryota; Viridiplantae; Streptophyta; Magnoliopsida; Vitales; Vitaceae
Exons: 1
Coding region: 785-1294 (169 amino acids)
Source: RefSeq, a predicted model, not a curated record